Molecule: messenger RNA, 555 nt
Organism: Microthlaspi erraticum
Lineage: Eukaryota; Viridiplantae; Streptophyta; Magnoliopsida; Brassicales; Brassicaceae
Source: the annotation of a GenBank genome assembly
AUGGGAAUGGAAACGAAAUCACAGACGAGUGCUACAGAGAUUAAUAAAUCGCUUGGUUCACGCAUCGAUCAAAUGCUUCGCCGAACCCAGGCGUUGGAGACUUCGAUCACAGAGCAAAACGCGACGAUUGCGAAGACCACGGCGGAUAUGCUUGAAACAAUCAGGUUGUUAUCACUUUCAGAAGUUAAUCAACCAUCUUUGGCUCCGUCUGUUCCGAUUAACGCCAACAAAUUGGGUCAAAAUUUGAGUUCAGGGUUGAGAAUAGAUACUCAGAUGAAUAUCAGAAUGUUUCAUCCUGAAACAGUGAGCCAAUGCUUUAUGUUGGGAAGAUUAUACGAAACAGCUCAUCCACAGAAGUUUACACCAUCUUCUUGGAAAAAUUCUAAGCCUCAGCAAUUGCAGCUCAAGGAAUGUCAGAUUUCAAAGGAUGAAGGGUUGAAGGAACCGGUUAUCGAUAAAGAAAAGCAGAAGUUAAAGGACGCUGAAACUAAUGCUAAGAAAGGAAAGAGUGGCUUCUUUGGAGACGGUAAGAACAAUUCCAUCCGUUGGUUUUAG